Messenger RNA from Spinacia oleracea (spinach), 659 nucleotides. Its product is annotated as abscisic stress-ripening protein 1. The coding region runs from base 115 to 426 and encodes 103 amino acids. The transcript is spliced from 2 exons. The record is from RefSeq and is a predicted model, not a curated record. NCBI's taxonomy places the organism in Eukaryota, Viridiplantae, Streptophyta, Magnoliopsida, Caryophyllales, Amaranthaceae.
UCAACAAAAAAAAAAAUCUGAUUUAUAUAUAUUGGUAACUACAUAAUUCGGUAUCUCAUUCAUCAUAUCAAUUAGAAAAACUUAAUAGAAAUCUUAUACAAAAAAAUAUCUAAAAUGUCGGAAGAGAAACACCAUCACAGCCUUUUCCACCACCACAAGGAUGGCAAUGACAACAAGCCCGUAGACUAUGCCAAGGAAGAAAAGUCUCACAAACACAAACAACACUUGGCUGAGCUCGGUACCGUCGCCGCUGGUGCUUUUGCUCUUCAUGAGAAGCACAAGGGGAAGAAAGACAUAGAGAAUGCUCAAAAGCACAAAAUAGAGCAAGGAAUAGCGGUGGCUGCGGCCAUAGGGGCGGGUGGAUAUGCCUUCCAUGAGCAUCAUCAGAAGAAGGAAGCCAAGGAAGAUGGAAAGCACCACCGUUAAGCUAGGCGUGAGCGCGCGCGGCUACUUGCUUUUCUCGCGGCUUGGGUUUUCAUGUGUGCUUAAGUGUCGUUUGUGUGUUUGCAUGAUUGUAUGUUACUAGCUAGUGUUAUUUGCAACAUAUUGUACGUGACGACUCUUUUCAUUGAGUGUGUUGUUUGCUCAAUUAAGGAUCACAUCUGUGUUACAAUUAAACACACUAUCUAUCUAUCUAUCUAUCUAUCUAUUUAUCUAUA